Molecule: messenger RNA, 856 nt
Organism: Dentiscutata erythropus
Lineage: Eukaryota; Fungi; Glomeromycota; Glomeromycetes; Diversisporales; Gigasporaceae
Source: the annotation of a GenBank genome assembly
AUGACUUGGAGAAAGAAAAAACGGGGUGGAAACAAGAAAACUCGUCAAGAGGCACCACGAGAAAGAGAUAAUACUAAAAGCAACUUUAAUGAUAUUGUUAGGGAAAAUGAAGCUUUCGAGAAGUAUUACAAGGUUCAAAAUAUUAUACCUGAAACAGAAUGGGAAAGGUUUAUGGAAGUAAAUAAAACUACUCUUCCAACUUCAUUUCGUAUUACUGGGAGUCGAAGUAAUGCAUUUGAAUUACGUAAUGUCCUAGUAAAUGUUCAUGUUCCAGAAUUGAAUAAAAUCCAAUUUGGUGAUGAUAAUAAAUCUGAAGCCCCAAGGCCUUUACCUUGGUACCCGGAUGAAUUUGGAUGGCAACAUUCCGCACCAAGGAGUACAAUUAAAAAAAGUCCUGCAUUUCAAACUUUUCAUAAAUGGCUAGUUGCAGAAACUGAAGGAAAUAUUAGUCGUCAGGAGGCAGUUAGUAUGAUACCACCUUUGCUACUAGAUGUUAAACCUGGUCACUGGGUGCUUGAUAUGUGCGCAGCUCCAGGAUCAAAAACUGUACAAAUGUUAGAAGCGGUGCAUGCAAAUGACUUACAAGAUAAGACAAUUCCUUCUGGUCUCGUCAUUGCAAAUGAUGCUGACCUAAAACGAAGUUGUAUGCUUGUACAUCAAGCUAAACGGUUGAAAAGCCCAUGUUUAAUAGUAACUAAUCAUGAUGCAGCACAAUUUCCUGGUGUAUACGUUAAGCAGGGUCUAACCGAGGAAAAAAAGCCAAUACAGUUUGAUCGUAUCUUAGCAGAUGUUCCAUGCAGCGGUGAUGGAACUUUAAGAAAAAAUUUUUUGAUUUGGAAAAAUUGGGGCAUAGGAA